GGACUGCUAAACUUUCCAGGUUCAACAGAAAGCAGCUCGUUGUUUUGCUGUGGCGGAGUAGAAGACCGUACCAAGAAGUUCUGCUGGGUCUUCUCUCCAAGAAUUCGUACUGCCCUGCGAGUCUAUGUGGUAAGGUUUGCUAUGCUCGUGUUGCAGUCUUGCUGUUGAAAAGUUUACUGGGUGUGACUCUGCAUUCGAGGGUCGUAGCUCUGCUCUCUACCCUCUGUGGGCAAGCAACGCUGUGGACAUGGCGAGGACGACGCCUGCACACGCGGCGCGUUGGCCCCUGGUCAUCCUGAUCUUCACUCACGCUGUGUCCGGGCAAUUCCUGAACGUCGUUAGCAAUGUGUCGCAGAACAUCCAAGUGGCCACCGAACAGACCUGGGAAGGAGCUACCCUGUCGUUUUGCAUCGACACGACAGGCAGUAUGUACGAUGACUUGCUGCAGGUCAGGAAUGGCGUCAGGAAUAUCUUCAGAGCCAUCUCGGAGCAGCAGGAGAUCCCCAUCGUCAACUACGCGUUGGUGACCUUCCAUGACCCAGAGGUUAACCUCGCUACGCUCACUGCCGAUCAGGCGACGUUUGAGAAUGCGGUGGAGGCAUCGCUGGAAGUGCACGGCGGCGGGGAUUGUCCCGAGAUGGCAGUCGGCGGUAUCAACCUGGCGCUGCGACGCUCCCUUCCGCGGUCAUUCAUAUUUGUGUUCACUGACGCCUCGGCCAAGGACUACCAACUGAAAACCCAAGCACUGAGCUUGAUUCAGGAAACCCAGAGUCAGGUCAUAUUUGUAUUGACGGGUGACUGUAAUGAUCAAAGCGCAGAAGGGUUCCGAGCCUUCAAAGACAUCGCUGCUGCAUCAGCUGGCCAGAUUUUCUUUCUCCGGCAAAAGAAUGAGGUCGCCGAGGUAUUGAAGUUUAUCGAGAUCUCUGUCAACGCUAGGCAGGUGAACAUACUGUCGGUGGAGACACGGCCGGGUGCUGCACGUUAUCAGAUUCCCGUUGACGGCAGCUUGCAGCAGCUGAUUGUGUCGGUCAGUACAAACACAACAACUGGAGUCAACGUUCGUCUGCCGGAUGUUCGCGUCAUGAGUCCCAAUGGCCAGGAGUUCUUCCCGACCGUCGAUCUCGGCUCUGUGGUCGUGAUAAAUAUCACCAAGCCCGCCGUGGGCUGGUGGAAUCUGUUUGUGGACUCACCACUGCCGUACAGCGUGCGCGUCAAGGGCGUGAGCCUUCUCGACUUCAAGAUACACUUCACGGUCGCGAGUGGAACACAGCGUGUCUUCAUCACCAGGCCUGUUGAAGGCCAGUCAUCGUUCAUUGUGCUUCAGCCCAGUGAUGCUGCAGGCCAUCUUCUAGUCACCGGCAUGCAACUCAUAAACCUUGCUGGUACCGUCAUCCAUGACAUUCCUCUCAACUGGACAACGUCAAACCCCUACCCGAGGUUGGCUCAUCCAGGAUUCGAGGCACCUCAGCAGCUCUUCUACGUGCGUGUGCAGGGUAUCGAUUCUCAAAACAUGACGUUCUAUCGCCUCACGCCAACACCUGUCCAGCCAGGGUUACCAUCGCCUCCAACCGUGAUUGAUUGGCUUACGGAUAUCAGUGGUGAACUAGGUGGUUCCGUGCAGCUCAGAUGCGAUUACCGUAGCUUGGUGCAGGCGUCCGUUGUGUGGUACCGUGAUGGCGUUCCAAUCGACACAAUCAGUCGGACAGAUCCAAGGUUCCUGGUGUUGGCAGAUGGCAAGCUUCUCAUCACCAGACUUUCUUUGAAUGAUGCGAAUUGCUAUCGCUGUCAAGUAGUUAGCAUAGCUGGAAACGAUACAGGCCGGCCAGUGUGUCUGGAGGUGCUGCAGCCACCGCGCAUCACACAGCCUGCCCAAGGCCAAUGCAACACCAGUGUCGUGCCAGGGAAUGGCUUCCAGCUACAGUGUAGAGCAUCAGGGGACCCAACACCAACAAUCAGCUGGCAGAAAGACGGGAUUAAAAUCGAAAGCACGUCCCGCAUGCGAGUCUUCAGCAAUGGUCUGCUGCGAGUGCGCCAAGCUUUGCCGGGCGAUGAUGGACGCUACACGUGUGUGGCUGAGAAUGGUGUAGGCCGACCGGACACUAGGGAUUGCUACAUCCUACUGAUGACUGCACCGUCGUUCACCAGUGUCAGUGAUGUGAUUGCCAUCGUUGGGCAACGGGCCAUUCUCACCUGUCUCUCUGAUGGCUCGCCCACACCUCAGAUCACGUGGUGGGACGGGCAGGAUCGUAUUCGCAACACAUCGCGCAUCACCAGUCUACCCAGCGGUAUCUUGAACAUUAGCCGUGUGGAGCUAGGUGACGAGGGCUCAUACACAUGUGUAGCUUCCAACCCGGCUGGUCGUAGGAGCAGUACAGGCUUUCUCACCAUCCAUGUGCCUCCGGAGAUUGUGGUGGCGCCAGACCCUCUCUACGUGAGAUCUGUAGACAGUGAAUUCCGUCUGCUAUGUGUUGCCAGCGGAAAGCCAGACCCGGUGACAAUUUGGCUGUUCAACGACAGGCCAGUUGACCAGUCUCGUGUGCGCGUCAACAGCAACACGCUGACCGUGUCUCGUCUGUCUGUCGCCGACGAAGGCAGUUACACAUGCCUGGCAAACAAUGAUGCUGGAACGGCUAACAGCACCACUGUUCUAAUUGUGCAAGUUCCACCGGCUAUUAUCACGACCCAGACUCAAGUUAUUGUUCUCCGUGGCACUCCUGCAUUCUUGCCGUGCGAGGUCAUUGGCAAGCCGACACCAACGGUGACGUGGCAGAGUAGUGUCUAUGAUGAACGCUACAUGUCUCAGAUUCCCACCAGAGGACUCCAGAUAUCAGCGGCCCGGCUGGAGCACAGAGGACUGUAUACCUGCACAGCUGCCAACCCAGCAGGUUCAGCAUCACAUACCAUUGAGUUGGUUGUUGAAGCUCCACCGAGUAUCGCGGGUCCAACAGAGAUGGACAUAGUGGUGUUCCCGGGCACAUACAUAUGUAUGGACUGCGAGGUGGUAGGACUGCCAAUACCAUCAGUGGUAUGGCAGAGGAACUUGCGCCGUCUGCCGGUCAUCGACGAAAAGUGGAUCAUACAUCCCAACGAUACACUGUGCGUAAUCAGCACUGUCGUCGCCGACUCCGACAUCUACGUGUGUCUGGCACGCAACAAACAUGGAGACGCCCGCAAGGACUACAACUUGACUGUUCUUGAACCACCCCGUCCAGACGGUCCCCCUGUAGACGUCGUCACCGUCACAGCCAACUCACCCACGGUGCUGCCGUGCCCCGUCACUGGUAAUCCUAAACCAGAAGUGAGGUGGUUCUAUUUGGGAACCAACACCUUGGUGCCAUUAGGUGGCCGUAUUACGCAGAGCGGUGAUAACUCUCUGGUCCUGGAGAGUGUUACGGCUGAAGACAGUCGUGGGUACCAGUGCGUUGCCAGUAACGAGGUUGGAACCACCACCAUCAAUGUCACACUGGAUGUCAAAGUUGCUCCGGUUAUCGAGCCGUUCGCGUACACCGAGGUUGUUGCCAAUGUCAGUCAAAUACGUGUUUUGCUGCCCUGCAUUGCCCGUGCCAAUCCACCUGCAACCAUAACCUGGCUCAAGGACUUUCAGCCUGUCACUCCAGAGUUCCUCCGAUACCUAAUCAGUACAGAUGGCACACUGAUUGUCACAAGCAUCCAAGCUAAUGAUGCUGGCUUCUACACCUGCGAGGCGUCGAAUGAAGUCGGGACGGCAACACUCAGUCUCAGGGUUAUUGUUCAAGUACCACCGGUCAUUACCCAGUCCCCACAAAACCAGGCCAUCAUUGUCGGCAGCAAUGUGGCAUUCCAGUGCAAAGCCACUGGCCUGCCCAGCCCUGUGAUAUCCUGGCACACUCGCGGUCAGCCUCUUGACAUUGAGGGCGAGUUCUUGGCAUUGGACAGCGUGCAGCCACGCCGAGACAGAGGCAACUACACGUGUCAGGCCAGCAACAUACUGGGAACAGUACAAGCAACAGCAUCACUGGAUGUGCUAGUUCCACCUGAAAUUGUUGGUUUUGGCGAUGUGAAAGUCGAGGAGCCAGUCGCAGGAGAAGGGAUUCUACUGCCAUGCCCAGCCUCUGGCAAUCCUCCACCGACAAUCUUCUGGAUGCGCGACAAUGAGAUCAUAACCGCCACGUCCCAGCGUUACCGCAUCUUCCCGAAUGGCUCUCUGUGGAUACCUACCCUGGAGGGGGCUGACCGCGGUGUUUACGUCUGUCGCAUUAACAGCUCUGUUGGAGUGGACGAGCUAAGAUACGACCUGAAUGUAAAAGUACAUCCUGAGUUCACCAGCCAACCUAAAAACACCACAACGCGGGUUGGGAGCACUGUGUGGAUGCAUUGCAGUGCUUCCGGUAGCCCAGUAGCCACCGUCACUUGGCUCAAGGACGGACAACGGCUGCAGGUGGAAAGCGUUGCCAGGCUGAGACAAGCCAACAAUGGCAGCUUGCAGAUAAUCAAUGUCCUAGCCAGUGACCAGGGAAAAUAUACUUGCCUUGUGGGAAAUGAACUGGGCAUCUUGACUGGUGAUGGACAUUUGACUGUGCAAGUACGUCCGAACAUUACACCACCUGUUGGAUCUGACCAGAAUCCUACCACCCAACAGGGUGAUGCGAUAAUGCUGAACUGUCCCUCGGAGGGGAACCCCCCUCCCAUCAUCGAGUGGGAACGGGAUGGUGUACAGUUGGUGGAGGAUCCUGAACGGCACGUGAUGUAUUCCAAUGGCUCUUUGUUGCUGCGAUUCCCGAAGGGAGAGGAUAGCGGACGAUACACAUGCAAGGCUCUGAAUCAGCUGGGAGAGGAUGAGAUCUCUUUCAUCCUCAAUGUGAAUGUAAAACCAGUGUUCACAAUGUGCCCGGUGGUGGCUGUCGUACCGCAAGGCCGCAGCACUAGAUUCGACUGUGUAGCCACCGGCCGGCCCCAGCCAGUCAUCUACUGGACAUCAAGUGCUGGCAUUGACUCGCGCUCCAACUUCAAUGACCCGCACUUUGUCCAGCUGCAGAACAACAGUUUACUGGUGCAGGCACUGCGUCCAUCGCACGCAGCCACCUACACUUGCCAUGCAGUCAACGUUGUUGGACAGGACAAUUGCAGUGCUAGUUUGACUGUAGAAGUACCACCAGUGAUUGAUGCCCCGCCAAGUCCAGUAGCCACCAUUGAUGAGAACAGUCCCAUAACCUUGCCGUGUCCAGUGCGAGGUCUACCACCUCCCACGGUCACUUGGUAUAAGAACGGUCAGCCGCUUGUGGCGGACGGUGUUCGUAUUUCCAUCCUAAACAAUGGCCAGCAGCUGAGGAUUUCCAGCGCGCAGGGAGAUGACACGGCUAACUACGAGUGCCGAGCAAAGAACAAGCUUGGAGAAGUUGCUCAGUCAUUCCAGAUAGCAAUCCAAGUGGCACCUACCAUCAACUUGGUACCUCAGGACCAGACCGUGCAGGAGGGUCAGACGGCAGUGUUCCACUGUGGAGCUAGCGGGAGACCACGGCCACGCUUGCAGUGGUUCAAGGCGGUGCAGACCGGUGAUUUGUUCCCGGUACUGCGCACUGCUCACAUCCAGCUGCUCAGGAAUGGCUCGCUGGUGAUCCGCGACACACAGCCGUCACAUGCAGGUGUCUUCGUUUGCGCUGCUGCUAAUGUACUUGGAGAAGACCGGCAGUCGGCAUUGCUGAAUGUACAAGUUCUCCCGAAUAUACCCGAGCUUGAUGAACCACGGCCUGAAGUUGAUGCUGGUGGCAUCCUGACACUGCCAUGCCCUGCUGAAGGCAACCCACCACCGCAGAUAAGGUGGCUGAAGGAUGGAGCACUUGUUACGUUCAGUAAUAGAAUACAACAAGCUCCAUCCGGUGCUCUGGUUAUCCUAGAUGCACGACCAUCUGAUGAUGGGGACUACCAAUGCGUGGCCUCUAACCCAGUCGGUGACGUCACGCUGGAUGUUCCGGUCACUAUUAGAGUCUCGCCCAGCUUUACCCAACUUCCUCAGAACACAACGGCUGAAGUGGGAAAACCAACGUGGCUCCACUGCGUGGCUGGCGGCAAUCCUGCUCCGGAGGUAUCGUGGCUACGGAACGGCAGUCCACUGCAGGCCGAUAGUCACCUGCGAUUGUACAGCAAUAACACACUGUACAUCCCGUUCGUCGAGAUCAAUGAUGAUGCAUCGUACACGUGCGUGACCAAGAACGACCUGGGGGAGACCAGACAUACUAUUCACUUAAACGUGGAGCGUGAGCCCACCAUUGCUCCCCCUGGUGCUGCUCCCACCGCCGUGUUUGUUGGUAACACGACCACACUGGUUUGUGAGUUCAACGCCAACCCACCACCACAGGUUUACUGGGUGUAUAAUGGUCGUAUUCUCUUCACCACCGGCCGAUACAACGUUACCACUAUUGGCAAUGUGCACACCUUGCAAAUAGCCGGAGCAGCUCAGGAAGAUGCAGGAAACUACACGUGCCGUGUGCGUAACCGGCUCGGAGAGACCGAACGGAUAUUUGUGCUGAACGUCAACACCCCAUCAGAUAUUCUCCAGCCUGAAGACACAUCUGUGGACGUAGCUGUGGGUCAGCCUCUCAUUCUCAGCUGUGUAGUCAGUGGAUUUCCACCGCCAGAGAUUGCUUGGCUGAAGGAUGGAAGUCCCAUCGUCCCCAGUGAUCGUCUGACAAUCAAAUCUGAUAACAGCUUAGAGCUGUCAUCCCUUGAGGCUGGCGAUUCUGCCCAGUAUACAUGCGUAGCUACCAAUGACAUCAAUGCUGAUGUGCUGGUCUACGAUCUCAGAGUGCUGGUUCCUCCCAGCAUUGUUGUUGGGCCGGAAGAUCGGACCGUGUCACCUGGUCAAUCGGUUGAGUUCUUCUGUGUUGCCGAAGGUGUCCCAAAACCUGCCAUACUGUGGAUUCAUGACGAUAGAGAGAUUACGCCGGACCGAGCUGCACGCGAGGGCUUUGCGCUGCGUCAGGAUGGCACUCUCCUAGUUCCGACUGUCAGUCAUCAACACGCUGGCCGCUAUCAGUGUGUUGUCAUAAACUCACAGGGCCAGGAUAGAGAAACAGCAGUGCUCACAGUGUUCUCUGCCCCGGAAAUCAUCACACCGCCAAGUAAUCAAGAAGCCCCUGUCAGUGGCCAGGCUGUCUUCCACUGCGUGGCACACGGCCUCCCCAUACCAAAUAUCACCUGGGUGCGCAAUGGAGAGGCAGUGGAGGUACAGCGUGGUAGUGUCAGCACUCGUGGUGGCUACCUCAUACUGUCCAAUGUGCAGGUUGCCAUGGCUGGAGUCUACACCUGUGUGGCGAUGAACCAAGUCUCGUCUGUACGGGCUAAUGCCACCCUCACCGUACAUGUGGCACCGACCGUGACUGGCGGUGAACAAGACAGGACAAUCAAGGAAGGGGAUAACAUCGUCCUACAUUGCCAGGUGGAAGGUUCACCAGACCCGGUUGUUUCCUGGCUCAAAGGCGACCGUCCUCUACUCGGCGAGCGAUUCCAGCAGUUUCCCAACCACACACUGGUAGUGCAGAACGCACAGGCCACGGACAGUGGCAUCUACAGAUGUGUGGCUGUCAAUCUGGUGGGCCGUGCAUCGUUCUCGGCCACAGUGAAUGUACAAGUUCCACCGCACAUUGACGAUUUAUCGGAAAUGCCCUACGUGAUCGAGGGCGACGUGGCUGUUCUGCCGUGCAACGCGUACGGAGACCCUCUUCCCAGGGUUACCUGGUACAAUGGUGAGCUGCCGAUGCAGAUGGGCGGCCGCUACUUCAUGCGACAGGACAACGCAUUGGAGAUCCAGUAUGUGGAGCAGGCCGACUCUGGUAUGUAUCAGUGCCGGGCAGAGAAUCCGGCUGGAACCUACAGGAUGGAUGUAUCACUGGAUGUCAAAGAGCCUCCUAAAAUCCUUGUACCAUCCAGCAUGCCUGCCCCGACAGUUGCUCAGGGCGGAGAUACCGUACUGCAGUGCCCUGCUAGCGGCAACCCGAGACCCACAAUAACGUGGCUACGUGAUGGCCAGGAGAUCAAUUUCAAAGCGGACGGCACAGCUGUCGACGAUGCCAAUAUGCGGCUGCACGGGGAUGGUUCUCUGAGCAUUGCCAGUGCAGGUGCCAAACAUGCUGUUACAUAUCAGUGUGUAGCAACAAAUGAAGUGGGCAGAGACACCUAUCCGUUCCAGUUGGUGGUGCAAACUAAGCCACGUAUCAACAGCCCCGAUACGUCCAUUAUACUACAGCGUGGGCAGCAUCUACAGUUACGCUGCACAGUACUGGGUAUUCCACAGCCAACGGUACGAUGGCUGCACAACGGCAGGCCAAUGCAGCAGACCGUCUCGCAUGCACGCAGCACCUACAAGCAGAGCGAUGCGCUUGCCACACUGCUCGUGUCAAGCGUGGUGCCGAGCGAUGCCGGCGUGUUUGCUUGUGAAGCGGUGAACGCUCUAGGUACUGCACGGCACAACGUUACGGUGGAUGUGUAUGUUGCACCGGAGAUAGUCAACCCACAGGCCGACAUCAACAUGAUACCUGGUACCAACGUGCAGUUCACUUGCAGUGCUGUCGGUCAUCCCACACCUCAGAUCACAUGGUACCGAAAUGACCAACCUGUUCCCCGGAGGUUGGUAACGGAUAGUGAUGGCAGUCUGAACAUUGCGGCUGUGAUUGCUAGUGACAGCGGCGUGUACCGCUGUGUGGCUAACAACAGUGUGGAUAGAGUCUCGCACAGUUUCCGUGCAUUUGUGCAAGAAACACCCAAGAUAUCUACAGAGCCCACUGUGCAGCAAAUCAUUGCAGGAAGUACUGUUUGGCUUCACUGUGUUGCCACGGGCAAUCCGGAACCCACGUUGUCGUGGGAACGGAGCGGCGUCCAGGUGACCUCGUUUGGCCGUGAUCGCAUCUAUGACAACGGCACCCUGGUGAUCAGUGAUGUGCGGCCCGGGGAUGAGGGCAGCUAUGAAUGCUUUGCACGCAACCCAGCCGGUCAUGCAUCUGUUGUUCAUAGCUUUACAGUACUCAUUGUACCGUCAUUCCUGCCACCACAGCCAAUCACACCGUGCCUAUCAGUGCUGUUCGGUGCCACAGCCGUGUUCCAAUGUAGAGUAACUGGCAGACCUGUUCCCGUGGUGACCUGGCGCAAAGCACCAUCCUCUGAGAGCAUUGUGUCGGGACAACGACUGAAGGUGACCAAGGCUGGAUCACUACAAAUUGAUGACAUUAGUCCCGGAGAUAGUGGUGUGUAUGUUUGCUCGGCUACCAAUGCUGCCGGCAAAGUGGAGCAACGUCAUGAGCUCUGUGUGCAAGAACCACCGUCAAUACUGUUGAGCCUACUGGACUGGACUGUUGUAGCUGGACAAAUGGUCACAUUGAGGUGCGAUGUGACUGGCAUGCCUCAUCCACGCGUAGCCUGGCUCAAGGACGACCGUCCCCUGCCGGGAAGUGAUCGUGUGGUGCAGGAUAUGGAUGCCACGCAGAGCGCUACACUGCAGAUUACUGAAGCUCUGGUGUCGGACGGUGGCAAGUACACGUGUGUGGCAACGAAUGAUGCUGGUAGUGCACAAGAGAGUGGUACUCUUAUUGUACAAGUUGCUCCCAUCUUCAAGAUAGUGCCGUAUGACAUAGACCCGGUGGUUGGCAGUAGCAUAGUGCUGCCAUGUGCUGCCAAGGGUGUUCCAGCACCAUCCAUUCAGUGGACUGUCGGGUCGUACGUUCUACCUGGCAGUAACCCUAGAUUUUCAAUGAAGAAUGGCGGAAGUUUGGCCAUCUCGGAUAUUGUGGCUGACGACGCAGGGACAUACGUGUGUGCAGCAAGUAACAGCGCCGGUUCCGUGAAAGCCGCAGCUCAGGUCUCAGUGUUAGUCGCACCCCGUAUUAUCCAGGGGCCGGUUGACAAGUGGAUCAGUGCUGGUGAAACGCUGACGCUGAAGUGCAGAGCACGCGGUUCACCAAUGCCAACUCAGACCUGGUUACACAACGGCGCAGUGAUGCAGUUUGUGGAUGACACUCUGGGUCAAAGUGUCCUGUCGGACGGAACACUACGCAUUGAGAGUGUUGAGGCCAAGCACACUGGUGUCUACCGAUGCCGCUACAACAACUCUGCAGGUGCUGUCACACGCAGGGCCAGAGUCAAUGUGCAAUUUGCACCAGCCAUUGUCGAUAGCCAAAGUGAAGUGUAUGCCCAGGCUGGCGCCAACAUUGUACUGCGAUGCACCGGCCAAGGAUCUCCCACGCCUGCCAUGUGCUGGCUAAGGGAUGGUAAACUGGUGAUAUCCGAAGACAACGUACAUAUCAUGGACGGAGGUGUGCUACUCAUUGCUAAUGCACGGCAAGAUCAAACUGGCACUUACACGUGCAAGGCUACAAACAUCCUGGGAGUGGAGAAUGCCGACAGCCAAGUCAUCAUCCUGGCCCCAACAGCCGGUCAGCCAGGUCCAAUGCCGGCUGGUACCACCCCGGGAUCCAGCGCUGAUUACCCGCUGCCCGCCUAUACACCAUUCCAGCCCAUUGAGUUACGCUUCCCUUUGCCGCCCAGCCAGCAAUCUCCAUCGGUUGCUGUCCUGAUGGAUCUGCCGUGUACUUCCGGUGUUGCCUACCCAAAUCCAAUAUGGAUGAGGAAUGGGUCACCCUUGCAAGCUGGUAACAAGUAUGAGGUGUUAGGUUCUGGGGCAUUGCGCCUGAGAAACCCAACAAGGGCCGAUCGGGGAGUGUACGAAUGUACAGACAUGGGUGAUGACGGCUCCAUUGUGCCCAUCAAUGAUGUUUUCGUCGUAUUUACUGGUGAGGGUGGUGAACCAAUUAGCAGCGACAGUGAUGAAUAUCCGCUUAUUCCAAGGACUCCACCGACACCGCCACCGACUUCACCAGCGCCUAUCAUCACCUCGGAAUUCACCGUCACACUACCUGUCAGUAUCAAUAUCACUAGUGUCAGCUGUGGCCACCAGCUCAAUCUCUUCUGUGGUGAACGAAGUCAGAAUGCUGCCGUCUGGACCAAGGAUGGCCUGCCUGUCGUUCCUGGAAACGACCUGGAGUUGACAGUCAGUGGCGGGUUGAUCAUUCCAGAAUCACAAGUCGGUGACGCAGGUGUCUACUUCUGUUAUCGUAAUGGAGACGUGGUGCAGGCCUACCAAGUCAAUGUGGAAGUGAGUGGUCACAUGACUGUCUAUCCAGUGCUCCCGUCGGGCGCCACAACCGUGUUUAUCCUGCUGGAGGCCUCCGUACUAAUGACGUGCCGUGUUGUGACCUGCGCCCAGUACACUGUACAGUGGUUCAAGAACGGACAACCCAUACAGACCCUAGCUGGCAAGUUUGAGAUGUUCCCAAAUGGCUCAAUGCUCUUGACAAAUAUGGAAAGAAGUGACCGAGGCCGGUAUUACUGCCGUGCCACAAGUGCUACAAACUACACUGAAAAUGAAAUGGUUCAGCUACGCUUCUAUGUACCACCGACAAUAGAUACACAUCCUCUUCCUCGACGGCUGGUUGUGGAUGCUAAUACUGCUUUCCACUGUACCACUGCGUCUGGCAGACCACGGCCGACGAUCUCUUGGACAAAGAAUGGCGCUCCGUUUGAUGUGAGCGCCACACCGCGAUACGAACAGCUGUUGAACGGCUCUCUGGUCAUCCGUGGUGUUCAGGUUGAAGAUGCCGGUGUGUAUCGUUGCAUGGCCAUGUCUGGUCCGCUGAUAGCCGAGUCCAAGCCUGGUACACUGUGCGUCAAUGCACCUCUUUCAGUGUUGGACAAUGCGAUAGAGUUUGGAACACGCUGUAUUUUUGAUAUUGAUGGUGAGUUCAGUGAUUGGACGCCGUACACGACAUGUCCCGUGACGUGUGGUGGUGGCCAGCGUACUCGUAGUCGUCAGUGUAACAACCCGGCACCGCAAGGCACUGGGCAUGCAUGCCGUGGCCCUGCCCGGGAAACAGCUAGGUGUGGAGAAUCAACUUGUCCCAUUGAUGGUGGCUGGAGUGACUACAGUAUACAGGUACAGUGUGGUCAAGCCUGUAGUGAUGACAAUACCUAUCAGAUAGAGGUGCGCUACUGCAACAACCCACCACCGCAGCACGGCGGGCUCACGUGUCCUGGCAGUCCGACACGACAGACGCAAUGCGUGCUGCCGAGAUGCAAUGUUGCUGGUAGCUGGUCUGACUGGGAAUCCUGGAGCGACUGUGAGUGUGGAUCUAGCACUACACGUCAGCGUACCCGUACCUGUACCAACCCUCCACCACUAGGCAAUGGUGCUGACUGCGUCGGCUCGCCUACGCAGACCGAAGAUUGUGUCCUGGCACCCUGUCCCAGCGGUAGCCAGUGGAGGUCAGGUCGAGGUGACUUCACAGCCACACUAGGAUCGACAGCACAGGAUACGAUAAUCCGACCUGAUAUAGCCCUGGACUUUGUAUCUGGAAAUCAGAUUCGCUUGGCCAUACCAGGCUUGACGGCUGCGCAGAACGAGAAGCUGCGAUUCUUCCAGGCACAGCUGCUCAUGCCACUGGUGUUCCUACGCUCUCGUGUUGAGGCCACAGCUAUGAACGGUGCCAGCAUGCACCAAGGAUACGCAAAGCACGUCAUGUUUGCACGGUUUGACACGGGUCAGGCGGCCACAAUCAACACCACCAUCACAACUAGCCAAAGUGGAUUUGUCAGACUGUCAAUCAGCAUUGAUGGGCAGGCACCCGAGGGCCUAGCGCCGUUUCCUAUCCGCGGCUUCUCAGGUAACGAACAGCAUGCCCGCUAUUCCCCCUCCGAGUGGGUGUUCCUCAGCGAACGUGCACGCUAUCAACUUACCUCAAGGUACAUUGGUGUGCAGUGGAGUCAGCGAAUGGAAUGCCAGCGAGCCGACGGUUCACCUGCCACGUGUCAACAACUAACCAAUCGUCAGCAAGUGUUUGGCGUCACACGGCAAAUGACCAGUAGUUUUAAUCCAAGUACUGGCCUCUUCCUAGCUACCACUCCUAUGAAUAGUCGAAUAUUCCCAGUUCCUGGUGCUGUGUGUCCGUCCGGGCUAGAGACGUCCAGUGAUGGCCGAUAUUGCAUUGAUGGCGACAACUGCAGAGAGCGACGCUGUCCCUCAUCAACAUCCUGUGUGGAUGUACUUGGCUUUUCCUACUGUGUGUAGUAGUCACUGAUGCUAGAACAUAAUAAUAUCUGGCCUGAGUUUCCACAUUGCUCCGCUCCCAGGUCAACAUUGUUGGCCUUGCAGCCACUCUAUCUAUUCUUUCAUGCGUCCACAAACUUGACAGGCCAUGGCUUGCUGAUCGAGGCAAUCACGUCAUUCAUCACAUCUUUGCCCAAAACCCAGCGCAGCGUGCGCCCCAGAUUUGAACUUAUUGCUAACAAGCACUCACAGUUUCUGGACACCAUGAUUGCCCCAUGGGUCGGUCCGUGUCAUGCCAGUUACUACCCGUGUUAUUUUUGUUUGCCUUACAUGCAAUACAUUCAGCAAGUGAUGAAGAGAGCAGCUGUCACUCUA
Messenger RNA from Sycon ciliatum, 13441 nucleotides. RefSeq names its product hemicentin-1-like. Gene Ontology annotation, biological process: synapse organization; homophilic cell-cell adhesion. NCBI's taxonomy places the organism in Eukaryota, Metazoa, Porifera, Calcarea, Leucosolenida, Sycettidae. Gene Ontology annotation, molecular function: axon guidance receptor activity. Bases 248 to 13087 code for a protein of 4279 amino acids. The transcript is spliced from 69 exons. Gene Ontology annotation, cellular component: axon; neuronal cell body; plasma membrane. The record is from RefSeq and is a predicted model, not a curated record.